Messenger RNA from Anopheles moucheti, 3019 nucleotides. It is a transcript of the gene scalloped, whose product is annotated as protein scalloped. NCBI's taxonomy places the organism in Eukaryota, Metazoa, Arthropoda, Insecta, Diptera, Culicidae. The coding region runs from base 342 to 1595 and encodes 417 amino acids. Gene Ontology annotation, biological process: regulation of transcription by RNA polymerase II; embryonic organ development; hippo signaling. The record is from RefSeq and is a predicted model, not a curated record. Gene Ontology annotation, cellular component: transcription regulator complex. The transcript has 9 exons. Gene Ontology annotation, molecular function: DNA-binding transcription factor activity, RNA polymerase II-specific; RNA polymerase II cis-regulatory region sequence-specific DNA binding.
GUUCGUCUUACCAAAAAAGCGUGUUCACUGUCGCUUGUGUUUCUUCGGGCAGUUUUUUUCUGUUACGGAAAUCGUCCUUUCUUAAUGUGUGUUAGUGCUGUAGUGUAUAACGCCCCCGGGCAAACCUCUCGUAACUGCCUGCGUGAGAGGCACCGACGUGCAGCUUGGUAGUGACAAAUAAAGUUAGUGCUUACUUUCUUAAGUGUUGUUGCUGUUGCGUGAGAACACAGAUUAAAAGGGGUUGUGUAGAAAGAGUGAGACACAGUAAAAGGCUACUCUCUCUGUACCACGGUCGGUCUGGCUCGCUUUUCGGUGAAUUUGUGCAAACACACACGCCUUGCAUGAAGAUAGAACACGAAGCGGACGACUGUAAGCUGCUCCAGUAUAAGCGACAACUUUAUUUAGAUAGUGGACUGGGAGCCAGCACCAUUACGGCAAGGUGGACACAGAUGGGUCCAGGACCAACGGCCGGUUCGUUGGUCCCGGACGACACCAACGGUUCCGGCGUGGACGGUGGCAAGCAUUUGGACGUCGGCGACAUGAGCGAUGACGAACAGGAUCUGUCGUCGGCGGAUGCCGAGGGCGUUUGGAGUCCGGACAUUGAACAGAGCUUCCAGGAGGCACUAGCCAUCUACCCGCCGUGCGGUCGCCGAAAAAUCAUUCUCUCCGAGGAAGGCAAAAUGUAUGGUCGCAAUGAAUUGAUCGCACGCUACAUCAAACUACGCACCGGCAAGACGAGAACUCGGAAGCAGGUCAGCUCGCACAUACAAGUAUUAGCCAGAAGGAAGUUGCGCGAGUUCCAGGCCAAAAUGAAAGUGCAAUUCUGGCAGCCGGGUUUGCAACCGAGCACCUCCCAGGACGUGAAACCGUUUGCCCAGCCCGGUUACCCCAUGAAGACUGCCACCGCCGUCUCGGAGGGUGCCCUGCAGCCCACACACCCAUGGGAGGGGCGCGCCAUUGCCACGCACAAGUUCCGGCUGGUUGAGUACAGCGCCUAUUUGGAGCUGCGCGCCGAAGAAACCUAUCACAAGCACCUGUUCGUCCAUAUAGCGGAUACGCCGGCUAACCCACUGUUGGAAUCGGUGGAGGUGAAGGAAAUCUACGACAAGUUCCCGCAGAAGUCGGGCGGCUUGAAGGAGCUGUACGAGAAGGGUCCGAGCAAUGCGUUCUUCCUCGUAAAGUUCUGGGCGGACCUCAACACAAACAUCGCGAAUGAUGCGGGCGCAUUCUACGGUGUCAGCAGUCACUACGAAAGUAACGACAAUAUGGUGAUUACCUGCUCGACAAAGGUGUGCUCCUUUGGGAAGCAGGUGGUGGAGAAGGUGGAAACGGAAUACUCCCGCAUCGAGAACGGUCGCUACGUGUACCGGAUCAGCCGGUCACCGAUGUGCGACUACAUGAUUAACUUCAUCAACAAGCUCAAGCACCUUCCGGAGAAGUACAUGAUGAACAGUGUGCUGGAGAACUUCACCAUCCUGCAGGUUAUAUCCAACAAAGACACAGACGAAACGCUACUGUGUGUGGCGUUCGUGUUUGAGGUUUCGACAUCCGAGCACGGUGCGCAGCAUCACAUCUACCGUCUGGUGAAGGAAUAGCAAGAAAUCAACAAUCACCGCGUGCACCAUAGACUAGAUAACACUAGCGACAGCAUUAUCCUAAGCAAUCCGAACAUUCUGGCCAGCGGCGACUACGGCAAUACCACCCACAACAACAGCAACAACAGCAACAACAACAGUAGUGCGCACAGCAGCAAUGACGGUAACAACAACAGCAGCACUAGCAUCAACCGCGAACGUCCAGCAACGAACGCGUCAGACCACACCAAUCAAGACCAUGCUUCUCAGCACCUGCAACCUCCACCGGUCGACCUUCCCAGCUGUCUGGUAGUGGAGCAAGGGGCCGGAAAUCUUGCAGCAAUAAUUCCACCCCAUCGGCAAUCAACUUCGUCCCAUCAACCGCACGGUGGAGAGCUACCGUUGGAGGCGCUGCCCAUAGCGCCCCCGCACCUACCAUCCUCCGCCGGUGACGGUGAACCGGAGCUGGCGGAGAUAACGCCCAUACUACGCACCGGUACCCAGCAGCAGCGCCACCAAUCCGUCAAGCAGGAGUACCUCGGUAUCGAACCGGACUACAGCCCGGUGGAUGGGAAAAACGCAUCCCAACUAUUACUACACCGGCCCAUCCAUCAGCUGCUGCGCGACUGAAACGAAACAUGGUAUGCGCGAAGGUAGACCUAGGGCGUGUUGCGCAAAACAUAGAAAACAAAAUUACAUUAAGUGGAAUAAAAAACAACAGUGCCUAUAAGAUGAGCGGGAUGCGUAAUGUAGGGAAGCGAGAAACAUUAGGUAUCAAUGCAAGCAUGAUAUGAAUGAAUUGAAACAAAAAAACAUUAAAUAGAAACCAAAAAAAGAAAUACUGUCUGGACACCUGCAGCACAUAGAACAGAUAUAGGACAGGCGCCAAUGCUUCUUCUACGCAAUAGCUAGCCACCCCGGUACUAUUUCUUCUGUAUCUCGGCACCAAAACCCGAACCUUCCUUUUCAUUUACGUUUGGCACAUCCAACAUGGCCCAAUGAAAAACGAAAAACAAAAAUGUCCACAACACAACAAAAGUACACCGGCUAGAUGUUAGUAUUAUUAGUUGUAAUGGAAAGUGGUAGAGUCCUCCUUGGUGUGUGUGCGCGCGCGCGCGCGCGCUACGGAUGCUGUGUCAGAAUCGAACGAUCGAGCCAUAUAUCAUAGAGCCUUGAUGCAUUACACACACGCGCAAAAGAAGGCACGGUGUGUAAUAUAGCUGCUAGAGUUUAUUAUUUGCCACAGUACAAAACAAAAAAAAAACAGAAAAUCACGAGCGUUCGCUGUGCGCACUGUUCGCUAGAUUUAUCGCUCCAUCAAGUACGGGUGUGAUUGUGUGUUGAGUGCGUGUAAGUGAGUAAGCUUUCGUCCUGUGAAAAAAAAACCGAUUUUGUUGUUUUUAACACAAUCAAAACUGUGUUGUUUUCACUUUCACACACACACA